CACCCCCGUUCCGCCCCCUCCCGUUCCGCCCGUCGAUCGUCGCUCCGUUUUCCCCCGCUCCGUUUCACCGUCGCCGGCCAUGCCCGCCGAUACGGGCAUGGAGAAACCGACCGCCUCGCCCAUCGCCGGCGCGCCCGCCAGCGCCAGCCACACGCCGGACAAGCCGCGGAGCGCCAGCGAGCACCGGAAGUCGUCCAAGCCCAUCAUGGAGAAGCGGCGCCGGGCGCGCAUCAAUGAGAGCCUGGGGCAGCUCAAGACGCUCAUCCUGGACGCGCUCAAGAAGGACAGCUCGCGGCACUCCAAGCUGGAGAAGGCGGACAUCCUGGAGAUGACCGUCAAGCACCUGCGGAACCUGCAGCGGGCGCAGAUGACCGCCGCGCUCAGCGCCGACCCCACCGUACUCGGCAAGUACCGGGCCGGCUUCAACGAGUGCAUGAACGAGGUGACCCGGUUCCUGUCCACCUGCGAAGGGGUCAACACCGACGUCCGCACGCGGCUCCUGAGCCACCUCUCGGCGUGCCUGGGCCAGAUCGUGGCCAUGAACUACCCCCCGCCGCCACCGCCGCCGCCGCCCGCCCAGCCCGCACAUCUGGCGCAGCAGCCGCUGCACGUCCAGCCCCCGGCCGCAGCUGGAGCCGUGCCCGUGCCCUGCAAGCUCAACCCCGCCGAGGCGCUGUCCCCCAAGGUCUACGGCGGUUUCCAGCUGGUGCCGGCCACCGACGGCCAGUUCGCCUUCCUCAUCCCCAACCCGGCCUUCCCGCCCGGCUCCGGACCGGUUAUUCCUCUCUACGCCAACGCCAACGCGCCGGUGUCGGCGGGCGGCGGCUCGGGGAACGCGGCCGCCACCCCCUCGGCAUCGCCGGUGCAAGGCCUGACAUCAUUUGGGGGCAGCAUCGGCCCAGCGUCCCAGGCCGGGAGUCCCAUCGGAGAGCGCAGUGAAUCCGUCUGGAGGCCCUGGUGACUCCUUCCAGGCGUUCCCCCUCUCCAAAACAACGAAAAAAAACGACAAAACAACCCCUCUCGUUGGCUCCGUUGUAUGGAGCCCCUGUUAUGUUUUGGGUUUUUUUUUAAAAAAAGCAGAUUAAGCAGAAAGGAAGAAAAGGACCUCGCUAUGAACGUGCUAUUUAUUAUUUUACAGAGGUUGGGAUCUCGACUUGUAUUUUUACUCCUUUAAAAUGCCUUUAUUUGAGAUACUUUUUUUUAAAGAAACAAAGAAACAAAAAAAAUAAUAAUGAGAAAUAGUUUUGUAACAAAUAUUGAAAAAAGUUAUAAUGCCAAAGUUGUUUGUAUCCCGUUGGUCUGUGGGUGUGUGCGUGCCUGUGUCGAAGACUUCCAAAAACGAAAAGAGAAAAAAAAAUGCAGGUGUUUCAAUAAAGGAACUCUUUGAAAUAGA
Prinia subflava (tawny-flanked prinia) is the source of this 1393-nucleotide messenger RNA. It is a transcript of the gene HES4, whose product is annotated as hes family bHLH transcription factor 4. Gene Ontology annotation, biological process: anterior/posterior pattern specification; regulation of neurogenesis; regulation of transcription by RNA polymerase II. NCBI's taxonomy places the organism in Eukaryota, Metazoa, Chordata, Aves, Passeriformes, Cisticolidae. Gene Ontology annotation, molecular function: RNA polymerase II cis-regulatory region sequence-specific DNA binding; DNA-binding transcription factor activity, RNA polymerase II-specific; protein dimerization activity. Gene Ontology annotation, cellular component: nucleus. The record is from RefSeq and is a predicted model, not a curated record.